AUGGGACAAAACAAUGGCACUGAAGUAACUGAAUUCAUUCUCCUGGGAUUCACUGGUCAACACAAGUCUUGGCAUGUCCUCUUCAUAGUAUUUCUAGUGAUCUAUGGUGUCACCCUGGUGGGUAACAUUGGCAUGAUCCUCCUCAUCAAGACUGACUCUUCCCUUCACACCCCCAUGUACUUUUUCCUCCAAAACUUGGCUUUUGUUGAUCUCGGUUAUGCCACUGCUAUCACUCCCGAGAUGUUGCAUAAUUUGAUGAGCACUGAAAAGUCCAUCUCAUUCUUCGGAUGUAUGCUGCAGUUGCUAGUCUAUGGCACCUUUGUAACAAGUGAUUGCUAUAUUCUGGCGGCUAUGGCAGUGGACCGUUAUGUGGCCAUCUGUAAUCCACUUCGCUAUGGAACUGUCAUGUCCCAAAGAGUCUGCAUUCAACUCUUAACUGGUUCAUACUUCAUGGGUUUCCUGAAUGCUUCUGUCAAUGUAGGCUUUACUUUCUCACUAAAGUUUUGCAAAUCCAAUAAAAUUAACCACUUUUUCUGUGAUGAACCCCCAAUUCUGGCUCUCUCGUGCUCUGAUAUUUACUUCAGUAUCAUGGUACUAGAAGCCUUUGUGGGGUUUAACUUGACAUUCACUAUAUUGAUCAUCAUCUUUUCCUACAUGUUUAUCUUGUCUGCCAUCCUGAAGAUCUCUUCUGCUGCAGGAAGGAAAAAAGCCUUCUCCACCUGUGCCUCCCACCUGACAGCGGUCACCAUUUUCUAUGGAACACUCUCUUAUAUGUAUGUGUACCAUGGUACCCUAGAGACUCAAGAGCAAGAAAAAAUGGCUUCCAUUUUUUAUGGGAUUGUGAUUCCCAUGUUAAACCCUAUCAUCUACAGUCUGAGAAACCAAGAUGUAAGAGAAGCCCUAAAAGGGGUUGGAAAAAAGUGUUCCUAG
Molecule: messenger RNA, 930 nt
Organism: Bubalus bubalis (water buffalo)
Lineage: Eukaryota; Metazoa; Chordata; Mammalia; Artiodactyla; Bovidae
Product: putative olfactory receptor 5AK3
Exons: 1
Coding region: 1-930 (309 amino acids)
Biological process (GO): sensory perception of smell; G protein-coupled receptor signaling pathway
Cellular component (GO): membrane
Molecular function (GO): odorant binding; G protein-coupled receptor activity; olfactory receptor activity
Source: RefSeq, a predicted model, not a curated record